AGAACUGUCGCAAAGAUCACUUCACAGUGAAGAGAGAGAGCUCCGUUAUUGUUAUUUUGAUUAAGCAUGAGUUUUCGACCGGACACCAGCGCUCCUCCCAUCCAGGACAUGCCGCCGCCCGGUGGGUUCCCGGCGGUCGAUCUUAAACGUACCGCUAGAGCACGUGGUCCAUCUGGAGGAACAAUCUGGGCCGUAGCUUCGUUGAGUAUUGCUUACGGCAUGUAUCGCUUAGGACAGCAAAACCGGGAACGCGCGACAGAAAUGUUUGAAGAACGAAAGAGCCGAUACGCAGUGGCUCCCAUUCUACAAGCUGAAGAAGACAAAUGGUAUGCAGAGCGUGAAGCGGAUAUCACUGCCAAGGAGGCAGAAAUUAUGAAGAACGUUAGCGGCUGGAAGGCAGGUGAAAGUGUCUACCACAGCACGAAUCGCUGGGUGCCUCGUCCCGUAAUGCCCUUGAACAAAAACCUGAAAAAGUAAACAUCUUUCUUUUGCAAGUAGUCUAAAAAGUGUUUUACAGUUAACCCAUAAUGAGAAUGAGCGUUCUUC
This is a messenger RNA of Phaeodactylum tricornutum CCAP 1055/1, 546 nucleotides long. RefSeq lists its product with no specific name. Lineage: Eukaryota; Bacillariophyta; Bacillariophyceae; Surirellales; Neidiaceae. Bases 67 to 477 code for a protein of 136 amino acids. The record is from RefSeq and is a predicted model, not a curated record. The transcript has 2 exons.